Molecule: messenger RNA, 2288 nt
Organism: Apis cerana (Asiatic honeybee)
Lineage: Eukaryota; Metazoa; Arthropoda; Insecta; Hymenoptera; Apidae
Biological process (GO): sensory perception of smell; detection of chemical stimulus involved in sensory perception of smell
Cellular component (GO): plasma membrane
Molecular function (GO): odorant binding; olfactory receptor activity
Source: RefSeq, a predicted model, not a curated record
AACAUUAUCUGAAAUAAAAAAUAAAAUUCAACUUUAAUCAAGUGAUAGAUUAAGUAUCUACAAAAAAGCAUUCAAUUCGAUAUUAAUAUCUAUAAUUUCAAAUUCUUCUAAAAGAAGAUUUUGAUAGAUAAAAAAUUCGUAAGAUUAUUUUUAGAUAAUUAAACAACUUAUAGAUAUCUUUUAUAUUCUUGAAGAUUCAUCUAUUCAUUUAUCAUUUAACAUUGCAUAACUUUUUUUCAUAUUCUAAUUUAUUAUUUUUUUACAGAUCGUUAAAAUUAUUUGUGAUAUACUUGAAUGUCCCCAUCAUUAUGUAUUUUAUGGCAUAGCCAUAAAAAUUUUACAAAAUUCAAAAAAAUGAUUAUUGUAUCAAAAUUUUAUUAAUUCCAAAAAUUGUAUUCUCAGAUAAUAAAUAAAUUUCAGAGCAAUAGAAAUAUUGAUACAUUCUAUGUAUUUCAAAGCUAUUUAAUAAUGCAUUAGAUAAAGUUUAAUUCUUUUUCUACUUUAAAAAUUACCCCAAAAAAGUAAUAACCGUAAUCUUUAAUCUGCAUUAAAUGCACUCUACUAUUUGAAUAUUAUUGCAAUAAUAAAAAAAAUACACUUUUCUAUCUUUUAUUCACUAAUUUCUCAAUUGAUAUUAUGUAAUCAUAUUUCAAAAUAAUGCUUCACUUAUAAAAAGUGAGUUUUUUACGAAUUUUAUCGUUCUGCAAAAAUAUCUAAUUUACUUUAUACCACACCAUUGAAUGCACAACAUGUGCAACUAUCGUCAACGAACUGAAACGUAAACAGAUGGAUUAACCGUUGUCAAUAGUUAUGGUAACGGAAUAUAUGUAUCGAUCGAUGCAUAUCAUUUGUACGACACCAUGUGUAUACGAUAUUCAGUCGUUCCUACAACUUCGUUGAGGAAACAUGAUGGCGGAUGACAUUGCCGCAAUUCAGAAGAAGUUUGGUAGUCUGAACGAAUACAGCAUACAAUUGAACAGAUGGCUUUCAAAAACGAUAGGCGUAUGGCCACUUCCAUCCUCUACCUCGAAACUCGAGAAAAUAAUGACAAAGAUUUUAAUUUUUUUUUGUUGGAUUAUCGCUCUAUUUGUCACAAUAUCAAGCUUGUUAUAUUUUAUUCUCGUGAAAGAGGAUGUUAUCUCAAAAUUAAAAACACUUGGCCCUAUAAGUUAUUGCUUUGGUGGAGGACUUAAUUAUGCAGUGUUGUUGCUUCGUAAAAACGAUAUACGCUACUGUAUAGAUCAUAUAGAAAGCGAUUGGAAGGCUAUCACGAGGACAGGAGAUCGGCAAGUAAUGUUUAAAAACGCAAAAAUUGGUCGUAUCAUUUCCGGUUGUGUCGCGGGCUUCCUACAACUUAGUACUAUUUCUUUCUGCACCGUAUUUGGAGUUUUCAAACAGAAAAUUAAAAUCGGCAACGAAAGUAUGGAAAUAUACGUCUUACCUUUUCCAACUUAUAAAAUUCCGGUUGAUACUAAUCCAGGACAUAAUAUCGUACUUGGUUUUCAAUUUUUGGCCGGAUAUAUUAUGAGCGCUACUGUUGUUAUCGCUUUCAGUCUUGCUACAGUAUUUGCAUGCCACGCUGUUGGCCAGUUAACUAUAAUGGUUACUUGGAUCGAAGAAUUUGUAAAUCGGCCACAAGAAGAAAAUAAGAAUAUGCGUAUUGAUGAAAUAAGUGUGAUCAUCGAACAUCAUUUGAGGAUUUUAAGUUUUCUAGGACGUACUGAACAUCUAUUGAGUCCAAUAUGCUUCACGGAAAUGUUCAAGAAUAUAUUAACUAUAUGCAUGCUUAGCUAUUGCAUUCUUGCGGAAUGGUAUGGACGUGAUGUUACGGUCCUGAGUGCAUAUGCUUUUUCAAUAACGUGUAUAACAUUGAACACAUUUUUAAUUUGUUAUAUCGGUGAAAUACUUUCUGAAAAGUGUAAGAAAAUUAGUAAUAUGAUUUAUAUGACGAAUUGGUAUCGAUUAUCAGAAAAAGAUAUUUUUAAUCUGAUUAUGAUAAUGAUACGAUCUGGAAUGGAAUACAAAAUGACUGCCGGAAAGAUAAUUACUAUGUCAGUGAUUACAUUUGGUAACAUAAUAAAAACUAUUUUUGCGUAUUUAAAUAUAUUACGCCAGAUGACAAUAUUGUAAAGUGCACAUGUAUUGAAUAUAUAAGAAAAUAUAUAUCUAACAUAUCUAAUAAUAAACUUUGCAUAUUAGUAAUUUCAUUUGAAUGAAUAUGAAAAUAUAAUAUAUAUUUGUUUCAUAUAUAAUGAUUAAUUGCAUCUCUCUUAUUUAUUAAAGAUUAC